Acytostelium subglobosum LB1 is the source of this 3072-nucleotide messenger RNA. RefSeq lists its product as hypothetical. Lineage: Eukaryota; Evosea; Eumycetozoa; Acytosteliales; Acytosteliaceae. Gene Ontology annotation, cellular component: SUMO activating enzyme complex; cytoplasm. The record is from RefSeq and is a predicted model, not a curated record. Gene Ontology annotation, biological process: protein sumoylation. Bases 1 to 3072 code for a protein of 1023 amino acids. The transcript is spliced from 6 exons. Gene Ontology annotation, molecular function: SUMO activating enzyme activity.
AUGUCACGUCUGGCAAAGAGUGGAGCAAAUGUAUUGAUCAGUGGCAUGGGCGGUGUAGGUGUAGAGACUGCCAAGAACAUUAUAUUGGCCGGUGUCAAGGAGAUCACCAUCCACGAUGUCUCCCUCGCCUCGGAAGACGAUCUCGCCACACAGUUCUAUAUCGACGCCGCCGAUAUCGGUCGCAAUCGAGCGUCGGUGACACUGCCUCGUCUGGCCGAGCUCAAUCCCUACGUCAAGGUGUCGGCGAUCACAACACCAUUCCAAGACAUUGUCGCCGACCUCACAUCCCUCAAACCAUUCAAGUGCGUCAUACUCACCGACUGUUGCAGUCUGGAGCAUCAGCUGGCCAUCAACGACUAUUGUCACGUCAAUGGCAUUCACUUCUUGGUCGCCAGCAGCGCCGGCCUGUUUGGCUGGGUCUUUGCAGACUUUGGCGAUGACUUCAUCGUCUAUGACAAGAAUGGCGAGGAGAUCAAAGAGACAUUCGUGGCCAGCAUCACCAAUGGCAAUCCAGCCACCGUGUCCUGCAUGGAGGGACACAUCCACGGUCUGGAGAACGACGAUCACAUACGCUUCCGUGAAGUCGAGGGCAUGGAUGAACUCAACGGUCAAACAUACAAAGUCACCGUCAUCAAUCCAAACAGCUUCUCCAUCGACUGCGACACAUCAUCCUAUCAAACAUAUACUCGAGGUGGCAUCGUCUCUGAUGUCAAGGCUCCUACAUCAUUAUCAUUCGUAUGUUGUUUCGAGAGGGAGAGAGAGAGGAUGACUGGAGAUGUGCUUAGGUUACUGACCCUUAUUGCCUAUACAUCACAGAAACCACUUAGACAAUCGAUUGGAUCACCGGCGUUCCUAGAGUUUGACUUGAUGAAGGACCCAACCAUGCUACAUCUUGGAAGACAAGCACUUGGCACAUUCAAGGAAAAGAAUGGAUCAUAUCCACGACCCUACAACACUGAUGACUGGCAACAGCUUGUUACCAUAGUCAACGCAGUCAACGAGCAAUACAAGUUUGUCACAUCGAUUGAUGAGGGCAUCAUGAGGAAGCUAUGCUUUACAUCACGUGGCAAUAUAUGUCCGAUAUCGGCGAUACUUGGAGGAUUCACUGCUCAGGAAGCAUUGAAGUCAUUGACUGGAAAGUUCACGCCACUGAGACAGUGGUUGUACAUUGAUGCACUGGAGCUGUAUGACAAGACAGAGGAGGAGAGAGCGACCAGCGCCGCUGGCAAUUGGGCCGCCACACUGGAUGGUCUGAACUCAAAGCGUCUGGCUGCACAGAUCGUGGCACUGGGUCACAAUGCAUGUCGUACGCUCGAGCAGUCAAAGCUAUUCAUGGUUGGCUCUGGUGCAAUUGGAUGCGAGAUGAUCAAGAACUACGCCCUGCUUAGUGUUGGCUGUGGCAACAAUGGAUUGAUCACCAUCACUGACAAUGACCUCAUUGAGAAGUCGAACCUCAACAGGCAGUUCCUAUUUAGAAACAAGGAUAUCAAUAGCCCCAAGUCAAAGACCGCAGCCAAUGCAGCAAGAGCAAUGAAUGAGAGAAUCAAUAUUGAUGCUCAUCAGAACAAGGUGGAGCCAAACUCUGAGAACAUAUAUACUAUUGAGUUUUAUCAAGGAUUGGACUUGGUAGUUAGUGCAUUGGACAAUGUGGAAGCUCGUGUCUAUGUCGACUCAAAGUGCGUGGCCAACAAAAGACCAUUGCUCGAGUCUGGCACACUAGGCACCAAGGGCCACGUCCAAGUCAUUCUACCAAACCUCACCGAAUCCUACUCGUCCCAGAAGGACCCCAACGAGAAACAGACGCCAUUCUGCACACUCAAGUCAUUCCCAUCCAACAUUGAUCACUGUAUACAAUGGUCGCGAGACAAGUUUGAGAAGCUGUUCUGCAUCAACCCUGCCGAGCUUGACAAGUUCAUCACCGAGGAUGACUACAUUGAGAAGCUGCUAAACUCACAGACCAACAACAAGAUCGCCCUCUGUCGCUCACUCUCCAAGCUGUUGGAGGUGUUCCCACAUCGAUUCGAAGACUGCAUCACCUUUGCCAGGACCAAGUUUGAGAAGCUGUACAAUCACAAUGUCCUGCAUCUCUUGCGAUCAUAUCCACUGGAUCUCAAGACUAAGGAAGGAGUACCAUUCUGGACUCUUCCAAAGAGACCACCUACAACACAACAGUUCAGUAGGGAUGAUGAUGGACAUAUCAACUUUGUAAAGCAGGCUGCUUAUCUUUGGGCAAACAUCUUUGGCAUUCAGGUGCCAGAGAACGCGGACAAGCUCGUGUAUGAGUUUGUUAAUGGCGUCACACUCCCACCAUUCAAGCCAAAGAACAAGGUGAUCAUAUCGGACGAGAAGGCACAGGCACCCGUCGAGACAUUCUCCUACGAGCAAUUCAUCGAGCUCACCAAGUCGCUGGAACAGAAGCUCAAGACACUCAAGGCGUCGGAGCACUGGACCAAGUCAAUGUCGCUGGCGCCACAGGACUUUGAGAAGGACGACGAUCGCAACCAUCACAUCGACUUCAUCACGGCAGCGUCCAACAUGAGAGCCCGCGUCUACACGAUCACCGAGGUCGACAGGUUCAAGGUGAAGCUGAUCGCCGGCAAGAUCAUACCGGCAAUCGCUACAACCACAAGUGUAGUCUCUGGUCUAGUGUCGCUCGAAAUGAUCAAGGUCCUAUGCAAGCAUGCUGGUCUGGAGCCCUACAAGAACUGCUUCCUCAACCUGGCGCUACCAUACUUCUCACUCUGUGAGCCAGGUGCCGCGCCCAAGAUCAAGGUGACCAACACCGUCUCCUGCACACUCUGGGACAAAUGGGAGAUUGAAAACAGCAACAUUACCGUUGAGGAGUUUAUCCAAUUCUUCAACGACAAGUAUGGAUUGAAGGUAUCAGGAAUAUAUCAGAACUCUGCAUUGGUGUUCAUGGCUGCACUUCCAUUCCAUCGAAGAAGACUAUCUAUUCCAUUGAAACAGUUGUUGGAGGAUCUUGAAGGCAAGAAGUAUAUUGAUCUCUUUGUUCUGUUUUCGGACAAUGGUGAGGAUGUCAAAGGCCCACCCGUUCGUUUCCUGUUGCAAUAG